Trypanosoma rangeli is the source of this 1146-nucleotide messenger RNA. RefSeq names its product acyltransferase. The coding region runs from base 1 to 1146 and encodes 381 amino acids. The transcript has a single exon. NCBI's taxonomy places the organism in Eukaryota, Euglenozoa, Kinetoplastea, Trypanosomatida, Trypanosomatidae. The record is from RefSeq and is a predicted model, not a curated record.
AUGGAAAAGUACAGAAAGUUCGCGGAUGCCGCAACGGGCAUCAACCCCUUCGCGCUGGUGCGGUCACCCACAACCCUUUCCUUGGUGAUUGCCGCGGCACUGUUUCCCCUCCGCCUUGCGGGGGCGCUGCUGCUGCUACUGCCUCUGCUCUUUGUGCUGGAUGUGCUGGUGUAUGCCUUCUUCCUCGUCCCAGGCAUGUCGUGUGUAUCGCGGCUGCUGCUCGCGCCCUGCCAGCGAGGCCUGCUUCGGGGCCUGCUCUUCGCCGGCGGCAACCUUGGCCUCACGCGGGAGUCGCCGAAGACGGUGGCGAUGGCAAACGCGGCAGGCAGGGACGCAGCACCAGCGGCUGGGGACGUUGUGGUGGUGAACAUGCAGUCUCCCUGGGAUAUGUGCGUGCUUGAGGUGGCUGGGCUGCUGCCGCGGUGCAUAGUCGCCUUCUACGUUGGUGGAGCCGCCACCACCACUACCGCCGGGGCGUCAGCGAAGAAGACGGACGACGACGGCAGCAGCAGCGACGGGCUUUUAGUGGUGGGGCCGUCCCCGCUGCAGCGCUGGCACGUGUGGUGGCACAUUUACGGAACGGGGACCGUCGAAUUUCUCCGUGCCGCGGCUGCUUGCGGUGGUAGUGGGGCCGGCAACAGCGGCCACAAUGGGUCGGUCGUCCACCUUACGAGGCUGCAGCAGCGAUGUGAGCGCCUUGGCGUGCCGCUCAUAUUUUUCCCGGAAGGCAGCUGCACAAAUGGCAAGGGGAUGUUGAUCACCGCACCGCUGCGGACCCGCACUGCCCCAAGACGCGUCUUUGUCGCCGCCAUUGAUUACGACACCACGGCGGUGCACACGGUGCUGCGUCCACGUCGGUUGUUGUCGUUUUUGUUUUCUAUGAGCGCGUCUCUGCACGGCAGCCACGACCCAGCGUGGUACAGCCCCCCCUUCCCCGUAGCCACUCUGCGGAUGGCGGUGUUGACGGCGAGCCCACCGACUGCCACCGGCGAGGGCGACACCGCCGUCGUGUGGGAAAGUGCAAAGGUGCGGCAGGCUUUGUGCGCCGCGUCAAGGUCGCGGCGGGCGUUGGCGGUUGGUCUGCGUGAGAAGUGCGGCUACGCCGAGGCGUGCGAGGGCAGGAGGGCGGGGAACGUUUUCAAGUAA